Messenger RNA from Truncatella angustata, 7554 nucleotides. Its product is annotated as hsp90-like protein. The transcript is spliced from 3 exons. Gene Ontology annotation, molecular function: phosphorelay sensor kinase activity; protein binding; histidine phosphotransfer kinase activity. Gene Ontology annotation, biological process: phosphorelay signal transduction system; protein autophosphorylation. NCBI's taxonomy places the organism in Eukaryota, Fungi, Ascomycota, Sordariomycetes, Amphisphaeriales, Sporocadaceae. The coding region runs from base 1 to 7554 and encodes 2517 amino acids. The record is from RefSeq and is a predicted model, not a curated record.
AUGGACAGCUCCAUGGCAUUGCUGGAUGAUCAGCUGGAACCUCCGCCGCGCAUCUUUGAACGCCUGCGUCAGAUUGCUGGCUAUGCUUGGGAUGAGGCCCAGCGCCCGUAUCAUUCGACCUAUGACAACUGGCACGUCUUCGGCACCAGAUUUGUGUCCCCCUACUCAUCGUCGGGAACCCCUUCGCGCGACAUCACGAGUCCCCCAGCUUUUUCAAGUAAACUAUCCUCUUCCAGCUCUAUACCACAGAGCGAUGGCAGCAGCGAUCGAUCAGCCGCAUCCCCUCCGAUAGUCACACAUGUCAACUCCGAUCUCUCCAAUGUCGAAGAGAUCCCCGUCGUAGCGCGCGUAUCCUACCACGUCCUCAGAGAGGAAAGGGCUUUCCACACCUGCAAGAACCUGAUUGCAACGGCAGAUCCGCAUGGAGAACACAACGUUAAGCCCAUAGAUCUCAUUAGACUCACUUCGCACCACGGCGACCGAGGCUCUAUAGUCGUGGGUAUAUACGAAUUUGCAGGACACAAUCACCUCUUCGAUGUGUUAGAUCUGGGUCCAGCUUUCUACUACGGAAAGAAGGUGGAGGACAGGUUCGAAGCUGACAUAAAGGGCGAUUUUCGCCUGGGUAGACCUAUCAGCCUACAACAUUUCCUCGAUUUUGCCAUUGGCGCGACGCAAUGUCUGGAGAUCCUCCAUCAUGGUCACGGGACUGUUCACGGAGAGAUCCGAGGGGAUGCCUUUCACUUCGAUAUCGGGACGAAUAAGGUCAAAUUAACCUCCUUUGGUUCAGGCGUCCGUUCUUUUGAGAAUGGCCUGACAAGCUCCGGCUGGUCGAUGCUUUCAAAAGAGCUGGGUGCAAAGAACAAGUUGCUAUACAUCUCCCCCGAACAGACGGGACGUCUCCCAGCAGAACCAGAUACCAGAACUGAUAUUUACUCUCUCGGCGUCCUCUUCUGGCAACUCCUAACCCAACAGCCUGUCUUUACUGGGGCAACACCCCUAGAUAUUGUUCAGUGCGUGCUCGGCCGGCGGAUACCCUUGGUUUCAAAUGUGAGGAUUGAUGUUCCCGAAGUCUUGGGCAAGAUCAUCCAAAAAUGUACCGCCAAAGACAUACGAGACAGAUAUCACUCCGUCAGUGGUUUACAAUACGACCUUCAGAUGGUCCAGAGGUUUCUAGUUGACGGCGACCAGAUGGCUUUGAAAGCAUGGCACAUUGCUUCCAGAGAUGUAUCGUCGUUUUUCAUACUGCCCACGUCCAUGGUGGGCCGGAGCGCAGAACGCGAUCAGCUUUUCCAGAUAAUUGAACGUGUUGCUAGAACGCAUGAACUCAUGACUAGCACCAACAACCGGUUUUCUGAAGCUUCGGGAUUCUCGAACGAUCUGCUUGAUACGGCCGACGUUUCGAGCGAAGGUGCCAGCUCUGUUGAAGGUGCAGCGGGCAACCGAAGAAGUGGUUCCUUCACACAGACAGUCAUGGGGGAUUCGAGACUCUCAAGAGCUAGUUUCCAGCCGUCGCUUAACGGUACUGACGAGUUGACCAUGUCAGGGGACACUGUGUCGUCAGGAAACUCCGGGCCACGUUUAGCAAAACCAUGGGAGAGAAAUCACUCGGUUUCGUUGGAAACCAGAAGCCUGAUUGACAGCUUCAGCGACCGCCAGCAAUCGAGGCAUAGCGCCGUUGAAAGUGUGACCAGCCUCUCACGGCAAUUAGGUUCUGCCAGAUUCCGAAGACGCGGACAUUGUGAAGUGGUAACGAUCGAAGGUGCCGGUGGGCUCGGCAAGAGUUUCUUAGUGCAGCAAGUUCUGGCAGAUGCGAGGCGGAGAGGUUAUUGCGCGACUUCCAAGUUCGACACUGCGCGGCGAUAUGCAUUCGGCCCUCUACUCAAACUUCUCUCAUCAUUGAUCAAGCAGGCAUGGGGUGAAAGGAAUACUGAAACACCGUUCCACUCCGCAUUGAAAGACUAUUUGCGCCCUCUUUGGCCAGUUUUGCACAAGACACUCGGCCUGCCGGAAUUUCUUCUUGGUGCUCACAAAGCAGCUGUUGCCACCAUUUCAAGGUCGGCUUCCACGGCUCAAAGUCCAUCCAAAGGACAGCACGCCCGCUCCUCUCUUCGAAGACGUGGCUCAUCACCGGGCAGCUCCCCUAGUGGUCUAUCGUAUCCCAAAAGUCCCCGUGUCACUUCUCAAAGCUCACAAGAUUUCCUUAGAGCCGGUGGUACAACAAAGACAAUUCGUUUGAUGAACACCUUCCUGGACAUCCUGAGGAUAUUUAGCUCAUAUCACUUCAUUUGCUUUUGUCUGGAUGACCUUCAUUUCGCCGACUCAGAAAGCCUUGAGCUCAUAACACAAAUGAUUGCAGCUCGGCUGAAAAUGGUAGUAAUCAUCACGUUCCGACCAGAUGAGAUAGCGCCGGAGAUGGUUCAGCGGGUUCUGCAGCCGGCGGACCAUGAGGAACACCCAAAGUCAAGUGGUCCUCGAAUUACGCGGAUAGUCCUUUCACCAUUGAACGAGAAAGAAAUACUUCAAUUUGUAGCUUCUACGAUAUGCAGACCACCAGAAGAUGCUGCGCCCCUGGCGCUUGUCAUUCAGUCGAAGACUGCGGGCAAUCCAUUCUACAUGCGAGAGAUGCUGCAUGCUUGUUAUCGAUCGAAAUGUAUCUGGUACGACCACCGAGAGAACCGUUGGUGCUAUGAUCUUGACUUGCUGUUUGAGCAAUUCAAAGGAGAGCAUGGUUACGACGUGUUGGACAACGAUUUCAUCACUCGUAGGCUGAGCGAAUUGCCUUCAAUUGCUCGAGCUAUAUUGGCAUGGGCAUCGUUGCUCGGAAACUCCUUCUCUUUUGAUCUCAUAUGUCAACUUCUCAGCGGAGAAUUCGACUUCGUGGAUGAAACUUGUUCAACCGACAAAGCAUUGUUGCCCAGUAGAUAUUCCAAGCAAGCCGCCGUUGGUGGGCUUCAAGCUGCAGUCCAAGCUUGUAUCCUCGUCCAAGGCGACACCGACGAGCGAUUUCGCUUCGCACACGACAGAUACGUGCAGGCUGCAUCUUCCUUGAAAGAAUGUAACGAACAGAAACAGCAUUUCAUUAUUGCUCAAACACUUCUGAAGUACCAUGGUAGCGAGCCGAGGUGGCGAGAGAAUAUCGCCUCACACAUCUGCAAAUCAGUCAACUUGAUCAAGCAUCGUAUACCAAAUCGUGGGCAGUACCGUAAACACCUUAUGGACUGUGGCGCUUCGGCAGUAGAGAACGGCGCCCGGCCUACUGCAGCGAAAUACUACGCUGCAGCCAUCGAACUUCUACAGCCGGAGCCGUGGGUUAGCGGCGAAGACAGCUCCUAUGCAGAAACCUUAGAGCUCUACAUGCGUUCAGCCGAAUGCAAUGUUUUUAUGAACGAGAGCAAGGCUGCUUAUGAGUAUGUCAACACUAUUUUUGACAAAGCCAAAACUCCAGCAGACAUGGCCCCUGCAUGGUUGCUAAAGUCGCGCAUCGAGGCUCAGAGCGGCGACUCUGUAUCAGCACUGGCCACGCUCAAGGACAGCUUAUUACAACUCAACGUAGACUUCGACGCACAGCCUACAUUCGAAAAAUGUGACGCUGAGUUCAUGAGACUUACCACCAGGAUUAUGUCUAUGGAUCGUUCAAAGGUCAUGAACCUGCCAAGCAUCGACCCUUCGUUAGUGGUAGUGGGUGCUAUCCUUGCGGAUGCUUGUAGCGCCUCCUUUUGGAGCGAUUGCCUCGAUUUUUUCAAUUUGUCUUUGACAAUGCUUCGGAUCCACCUCGAAAGAGGUUCAUUCCCACAAUCUGGCAUGGCCUUAUUACACAUUGGCUUCAUAUCUAUAUCUCGCUUCAACAUGAUAGAAUUUGGUGUGGAGAUGGGUAAUCGCUGUCUUGAACUAUUCGGUCGACUCAAAGAUCCAUUCUCGUCCGCUCGCGGUUAUAUGAUAUACGGCCUUUGGAUCAGUCACGUACAAGUCCCCAUCAACCUCAUGGUCAAUCAAUUUGAGCAACUCGUCGAAUACGCUGCCAGCGCAGGAGAUCGUAUAUCUGUUAUCCUUAGCUUUGGCCUCUCUGCUCAGAUGCGGUUCUUCGCCAGCGAAAACUAUGCAGAUCUUGAGGCCAUUUGCCAAUACUGCUGCGAAGAAGUUACAGGAUGGGCUCAAGACACCCGCGGCGGAACUUUCUUGAUUGUAGUACGGCAAGUGGCCCGGGCUCUACAAGGCAAGACCAAGCAUUGGAAUCCUUUAGAGGUAUUGAGCGAUGACCAGCACUCAUCUUCCGGUUAUAAAUCAUGGCUGACUCAGUCCACCCACAACGGUGGGCGGUCACUUCUGGUUUACGAAACGAUGGAAAUUAUCCCACUCUAUCUAUUUGGGCAUUUCGAAAAGGCUUGUGAGGUGGGACAAAGGUGCAUUGACAACAUGCAGCUCAUUUGGUCUGCUAGAAACACCCGAACGGCCAUGUUGUUCUACGGCCUAUCACUUGCUGGACUCAUGUUCCGGAAAUUACAAGACCCGUGUAACCAAGACCAAGAUUUACGUAGUGACGUACAGGCGACAAUCCUUGUUCUAGAUGACCUAAACAAGAGAAUUAAAGACUGGCAAGUGGUAUCGGCUGUAAACUAUCUUGUAUGGACAAAGUGGCUUGAUGCUCAAAUCGCCGAGCUGAAGCAGGACCACGGUUUCGCCAUUGAACAGUAUGAGACUGCUCUGGACCAUGCAGCCGAGUAUAGCUUCACCUUCGAGGAGGCUUUAGGCAACUUCCUCAUGGCUGGCUUCUUCAUUCGAAGAUCUGCCAGGCGAUCUGCGCGAGCAGUCCUCAGAGAGUCAGUUGGCUUGUGGCAGCAAUUGGGUGCGGCUGGAAUGGCCAAUCAAAUCGAAGAAGAGCAUUCUUUGUUGCUUCAUGGACCAAAUGCUGGUACCCGGACGGUCGAGGUUGGAGUGCAGACCGAAUUUGCUACGGAUAUGAACUAUCCAGAAAAUGAAGAAAUGACGCAGCAAGCCAACCAACCAACUCCCAACGAAUUGAGGGAGACGCGGAUGGCCGCAUGGCGGGGAUCCAUCCCGGCCCAAUCUGGUGCGGGACUUCCGGCGCUGGAUAUGAUCGAUUUACAUGCCAUCUUGGUGUCUUCUCAGGUCAUCUCAUCUGUUCUUCAAGUCGAUGUGCUUCUCAAAACCAUGUGUGAUGUCGUUCUGCAAACAUGUGGUGGGUCGGCAACUCAGGCAGCAAUUAUCGUUCAAGAUCAAGAACUCGGUGAGGAUGCCUACUGCAUCGCGGCUAGUGGAGAACCUGAGAGAGGAGCGGUCUCGUAUCCCCCUCCUGGGAAGCCCUUAGCCGGAACCUCACUUGUCGCCGAAAAUGUAAUUCACUACUGUGUCAGAUUUCAGGUAAAUGAGGCAGUCUUCAUUCCGGAUCUAAUACAAGACGAACGGUUCGGGAACGUCAGCGAAGGCUGGUUACGGCGGAACCCUCUUAGCAAGACGGUAAUCGCGUUGCCAAUACGAUAUGGUUCAAAACCACUUCUUGGCGUUCUGUACUUGGAAGGAGAACCCGGAACAUUCACUUCUCGACAUCUGACUGUGUUGCAGUUGCUUGUCCAGCAGAUUGGCAUCAGUUACUCCAACGCGCUUGCCAUAAGAAACAUAGAAAAAGUAUCCGCUGAGAAUGAGGCUAUGAUCAAGAUGCAGAAAGAAGCGCUUGCUGCUGCUAAGGCAGCUGAGCUCAAGGCGAAAGAGGCUGAAGCCAAAGCAUUGCGCAAUGUCAAGAUUGCAGAAGAAGCAGCGAAAGCAAAGAACGUCUUCUUAGCAAAUGUUUCUCACGAGCUGCGAACGCCCCUCAACGGCGUUAUUGGCAAUUCCGAGUUACUUAGAGACAGUAAUCUCAAUAGGGAUCAACUCGAGAUGGCUGAAUCAAUCCGUGUAUCAGCGGAUCUUCUGCUUACAGUCAUCAACGACAUCCUAGACUUCUCCAAGAUGGAGGCCGACAAGAUGAAACUUUACAUCAUUGCCUUCAAUCCUGAGGAAAUGGUACGUGAGGUCGUCCGAGCUGUCUCUUACAGCAAUAGGGAGAAGACAUCGACCAAGAAUGUCAAGAUUAUCCAGGAUAUUCACCUACCUCCAAUGCUGAUCUAUGGAGACCCUAUUCGUCUGCACCAGGUCCUAGGAAACCUGAUUGGAAAUAGUCUUAAGUUUACAGAGGACGGUUCCAUCACCAUAGGAGCUCGAGUUGAUUCGGAAACUCAGGAACAUACUAAAUUGACUUUCUGGGUUAGGGAUACAGGCAUUGGUAUCCCGCCACAGCAGCUGACCAAGUUAUUCCAGCCGUUUAGCCAGGCAGAUGCGAGCACUGCUCGCAAAUAUGGUGGCAGCGGUCUGGGUUUGAGUAUUUGCAAAUCCUUGAUCGAAACGAUGAUGCACGGGCAAAUUGAGCUUGACAGCGAAGAGGGAGUGGGAACGACUGCAUGGUUCUGCGUGACCUUUGACAAGGCCAAACCGGAAGUCUCUGCUGGUGACGUACAGCAAAUCCAUAUGCCGCAGAUUAUCGACAAGCAGCAAACUUUCCGGGAGCCUCCGAGAGAGCCGCCUUCAAACCCGUACAUGGAUCUUACACAAAUUCCCAAGGACCAGCUGCGCGUAUGUAUAGCCGAAGACAACCUCAUAAACCAGAAAAUAGCCAUCCAAUAUAUCCGGAAGCUAGGCUACACCAAGGUUGACGCAUACGAGAAUGGUCUCAAAGCCGUGGAAGGACUGCGUGAACAAGCUGCAAAGGGUUCUCCAUAUCAUGUGGUUUUGAUGGACGUUCAAAUGCCAGUGUUGGACGGCUACGAGGCAACGAAGCUCAUCCGUAGAGACGUAUCGGAAGAGGUGAAGAAGGUCCUCGUAAUUGCCAUGACUGCAUCAGCGAUCCAAGGCGACAGAGAGAAGUGUCUGGCUGCUGGCAUGAACGACUAUCUGGCUAAACCGGUGAAAGCUGACCUCCUGAAACGAAAAUUGGACAUGUACACAACAGUACAGGGUGUUAUGCCACCGCCGAGUCCUCCGGUACGUCAUUCGCCCAGCUCCAUGGCUUCCAAGGCGAGAACCCAGUCUGCCGACUCCGCAAUGUCACCACCAACGACAUCAUCCAGUCCUGGCAGUCUGACAGAUGUUAGCCCAGGCCAAUCGCCUGGGGUAUCUUCAAGGGCAUCGACUGGACCGACACAACCGCCACAACCGCCACCGCCACAACUACCACCCCACGCCUCCAGCGACAAUCGCUCACUCAUCUCCGAGAGAAGCUCUAUUGCUGAGUCCACUGCGUCCAUGACGCCUUCACAGAAAGAACUCAAGCGCCAGCCGAAUAAGCUGACCAAGAUGCGCAAUAACAGUGAGAAGAGCGAUAAAAGUGAGAAAACAGAAAAGCCUAAAGGUGUAUUGAGGAAGCACCGACCCUCGAGCACCAUAUCGCUAGGCGAACAACUGGCGGGGACGAGCCAGGAUAAUUUUUCAGAUGAGGCGUUAGGGCGCCCCCCAAGUCUGAACAGUACCAGUAGUUUAGGAAACAAGGGGACUGCCUUCAAGUGA